AUGUCGGAGCGCGCUGGACGCCUCUCGGGUCUACAGAAUGGCGCCGUGGGCUCUCUCGCCGGUAUGAUCGAAGUACUUCUGCAGCAGCCGACUGUAGCCAUGAAGAACGCCGUGCAGCAAAAUCGGCCCAUCCAGUGGUCCGUCCCGGCGCUCUAUCGCGGCGUCGGCGUCUCUCUGGUCUCGAUCGCACCUGUGAGCGCACUCCAAUUCGCAGUCAACGGCCGUCUGCUGCGUCAAUCCAUUCGCAAUCGAGACGCCCCUCCUUCGGACGCGACCAAAUUGCUCUGUGGCACGUUAUCGGGCGUCUCGUCGGCGCCUCUGAGUGCAUCUGCUGAGCUCGUGAUGACACUGCAGCAAAACAAUGGCAAGAGCUUUGGGGCUACAGUCAAAGAAGUGGCACAGACGCACGGCGUGAGGCGACUCCUGCGGGGCGUCACGGCGACGGCCGUGCGCGACGCGACGUGGUGCGCGGGGUACUUGGCGCUUGGCCCCGUGUUGACGCACAAGAUGCACACGCUCAGUCCAGCGGCUUUUGGCCAUGCAGACGAUGCUACCAAGUCCCAGAAGACGUCGGCCUCGCUGGCCGGAUGCAUUGCUGCUGGUCUUCUUACAGUGGUGGCGACGCAGCCUGUGGACACGGUCAAGACCGUCAUGCAGGGAGAGGCAAUGGUGUUGACUUCUGAUCGAGCUUCUAGCACUUAUGCUACAGCCGCUCGAAUCUACCGUGAAGGUGGAGUGGCGCCAUUCUAUCGCGGUAUUGUCCCUAGAGGAUGUCGCUUGAUUGGUGCGGUCUUUAUCCUGGGCCAGUCGCGCGUCUGGCUCGAGGAGGUCUUUGAAGAACAUGCGUUGCUCAAGUUGUAG
Molecule: messenger RNA, 861 nt
Organism: Hyaloperonospora brassicae
Lineage: Eukaryota; Oomycota; Peronosporomycetes; Peronosporales; Peronosporaceae
Source: the annotation of a GenBank genome assembly